AUGUCUCCCAAAGAAUCCACCCGUAUCUACCAGUCCAUCUCCGAGAUGGAUAUUGAAGAAGUCGAUCUUGAAAAUGAGUCUGACACUACCCUCGGAUCACAUGAAAAAUACACAUUCUCAAAAAGUUCUUCCCCUUCGCAUUUCCGUAAGAUAUUUAACGAUAAAAAAUCCUGCAGGAGAUUGAAUAUUGUUUUAAUUUGGGCACGAUGGGGUGUUGUUAUUGCGAUGCAGAGUUUGAUCGUAUUUUUGUUAUUGAGGAAUGGAAGAAAGAGCGAGGAGAAUAAUGAGGAGGGCUGGGUACCAGCCGACACAGAAACUGGCGGCGAUAUUAAUGGGCUUUAUGUUCCUCAAUCUCAUAAAUGGACACUCCUUAAAGGAGAAGAAUCAUCUUUCUUUCCAAAUAUGACAAGUAAUGAUGAUCGAAUGCAAAUUCGUCAUAACUGGGAUAUGUUAAUGCCAUUGGGUAGUGGAACUGUCAAAAUUCCCGAUUAUGAACAACAUCCCAUGUUAGGUAAACCUAUCGUCGAUGACCCUAUCCGUUCCGGUCCUAUAUUCGAAGCGUCAUGGACCCAUGCCUUACAUUGCCUUUACUAUACAGUAGACACCUAUCAUCAACUGGUCCUCUCUUCCGGUCAAACUUUUGGAUUCGACGGCGCUCGAAAUGACAUGCAUGCCUCGCAUUGCUUUGAAUAUUUGCGCAAUCAGAUAUUGUGUAUGGCAGAUAUGACGCUGGAGGGAAGUGAAAGUGUGCUUGACGCUACGGGGGAGGGACAAGCACAUGUUUGUAGGAAUAGGAAGGAGGCUAUUGAGUGGAUUGAAGAGAGACGGAUGGAUGACAUCCAGAGUAUUGUUGGACCUUAA
Molecule: messenger RNA, 861 nt
Organism: Botrytis porri
Lineage: Eukaryota; Fungi; Ascomycota; Leotiomycetes; Helotiales; Sclerotiniaceae
Exons: 4
Coding region: 1-861 (286 amino acids)
Biological process (GO): mycotoxin biosynthetic process
Source: RefSeq, a predicted model, not a curated record